Molecule: messenger RNA, 1955 nt
Organism: Sitophilus oryzae (rice weevil)
Lineage: Eukaryota; Metazoa; Arthropoda; Insecta; Coleoptera; Curculionidae
Gene: M6
Product: proteolipid protein DM beta
Exons: 6
Coding region: 137-1012 (291 amino acids)
Biological process (GO): neuron projection development
Cellular component (GO): plasma membrane
Source: RefSeq, a predicted model, not a curated record
UCUAGGUGUGGCUUAUCGAGGACGUUAUCUUACAAUCAAAGUGAUUAACCUUUUGUUUAGUUAUUAAUUGUGCGAAUGCGCUAAUUCUAUAAAAAAAUAUCAACUCGUAUUAUUACAUUGCGACAAGCUUUUAACAAUGACUUACCGCAAUAAAGAGCAGUUAGUUCCAUUAAACUAUUUGGAAACGAAUCUGGAUACAACAUACAGUGACUCUAGAUUAAGUUUAAAUUCGGUACAAACUUGUUUAGAAUCUAUAGACGAUCGUAGAGGUUGCUGCGAAAAAUGUCUCACUCGCAUACCUUAUGCCACUCUCAUUGCAACUAUUAUGUGUGCCCUGGGCAUCAUAAUAUUUUGCAGUACGAUGUACCGAGGUUCAACGCUUACACUUCUAAUGUUUAGUGAGGUCUUCAGUACACAGCUUGGUUGGAUAAACACUGUGAAAAUGACAUUCGUAUUAAUUGGUGCUUGUAUGGGAGCUCUAGGUCUUAUGGUUUUAACAGUUGGCUUCUUGGCUACUGGUGCAACAAGGCAUAAGGUUUAUAGAGGUUGGGGUUCCAGAGUAACGGGAAGACUAAGUUGUGCGAUUUUCUUGGGAAUUACAUAUAUCCUUCAAAUAGUUUGGCUAAUGAAAUUCUGUUUCUUAGUUAUUGUAACGUUUGUCUUUACUGUAUUUUGGAAAAUGUGUGAAAAUCCUAGAGUAGCUUCGUUACAGGAUGAUAUAGAUUUAACUCAGUUUUACUUUUUGUUUCCAAGUGGCACGAGACAAGAACACAUGAAAGUAUCCGGCGAGAGUAAUGUAAAAGCUUUUUGCAAAGAUUACGUUGAGAAGGUGGAAAUAAUGUUUAUCUUAGCUACUGCCUCGGUAGUUUUGGUUAUUCUAAGCCUGGUGCAUUAUCUCAUGUGUUUGUCAGCUAACUAUGCUCAUAUCAGGAACCAAGAAAAGUUUCUUCAGUUACAAGACUUGCAAAUGGUUAAUGAUACCGAUUUAUUGUCGGGCAAAAAUAAAUUCUAGGAUACGUCCCGGGAAAUUCAUAUGCCUGAUCUCAGCUGGCAAAUUUAAAUUGCUUAAAUGGAUAGUGUACCCAUUAAAACAUAUCUCAGCUAUAGGAAUUUCCCGGAUAUCUAUAUAUGUGUAUAUUUUUCCACUUUUACAUAAUCAUUUGUUGAAACCUAAGCACAAAUACGAAAAUAUAUCAUAUUUUGCUUAGUAUGUAGGAGAAUACAAUAUAUUGGAAAUGUGACAAUAUAUAUCUUUGUAUUUUAUAUACAGUGAACUAAACUAUUUUUCACAGAAAAUGUAACUGCACAAUAAUGAAAGUGGAUUCUUACUUUUAAAAGUUUCAUAUUUUUAAGGUUAUAUUUAUUACGUAGUAAACUUGAGCUUUAGAACUUAGAACUGAAUAUUUAAUUUAUUAAUUUCUAUUGUAGUAUUUAGGUUGUAUUGUGUUAUUUGUCCGUCCAAAAAUAUCCCUAUAUGUAACAUUCCUAUGUUUGUCUUACUAUGAAAAUACUAGUACCUCUAUUGUACCUUACCUAUAUACACUUAGAUUAGUUAAUUAAUUGUAGUAUAUAACCCUCAUUAUUUUGCUUGAAUUUCAGAGCUAUUUUCCAGAUUAAGGACUAUUUGUUUAUGUACUUUGUAUUUUGUGAUUGUAGUAUUGCUUGAACACUAAUUUAGUAAAAUACAGUUAUCUCUUUUAUUAUUAUUGGUUAUAGCUUUAGUUUCUAGAUGUAUGUUAGGGUUUUUGCAAGAAAUUGCCUAUAUUUUGUCUAUAAAAUGAAGAAAAUAUUUUAAUAAGUCUAAAAAUAUAUGAAGGAUAUUUUCAAAUUUUGUUCUUAGCUUUUAAGAACCUGGCUCAUUGAGAAAAAAGAUGUAUAACUUUGUUAUUUCGUAAAAUAAUAGCUGGACUGUAUACUUUUGUAACCUUUUGUAAUAAAAACACUUUUGUAAAAAA